AUGAAGUUUGAAGAUUUGGCGAAUGAAUUAUUUCUUGAUAUAUUCGAAUUAUUAGAUGGUGUUGAUCUUCUUCAUGCUUUUCAUAAUCUCAAUUAUCGUGUUAAUAGGCUUCUUCUCAUUCAUUUUCGAUUUUAUCAUCUCGAUUUUCGAUCUCUAUCAAAAAAUCGUUUUGACAUCAUUACUGAAAAUUAUCUUCGGUUGAUUUCUGAUAAAAUUUUAUCGAUACAUCUUUCAAAUGAUGAUGAAACACCAGAUUUAUCAUAUUUAUUUGUUUCUUGUGGUUAUACACUGAAUAAAUUCAUUAAUUUACAAUCUCUUUCACUUUAUUAUAUCGAUUGUUUUGAUAUAUUAAAUGAAAUAAUAGUUCAAUGCAAUCAUCUGACAUAUUUAACUGAUUUAAAACUGAUCAAAUGUUAUUUUAAUAGUGAAGAAAAUGAUUUUCAUUGUUUGAUAAAUAAUAUUUUGAAUUUACCAAAACUUAGAAAAUGUUUAUUAGAUCAAAUUAAUUCGAGAAAAAUCCGACUAAAUGAACUGUCGAUGAUGUCAUCAUCAAUUGAAGAGUUAUCUUUGGAAAGAAUGAUUUGUAGUUUAAAAGAUUUGUCUAAUUUGUUUGAACGUAGUCCAUGUCUUGGACGAUUGACCGUAAAUAGUAUAUCGUGUUCUAAAUUUGAACAAUUGGAAAUUGUUAUUCGAUCAUUAACUUCAUUAAAAACUUUCUUUGAUAGUUCAAUAGAUUCAAUGAUAAGUCUUUUUAAAAAGCUUCCUAAUUUGCGUCAUUUAACAUUGGAAACAGUGAAAAUAAAUUGUAAUGGAUGUCAAUGGAAACAAAUACUUGUCAAUUAUCUAGGAAAUCUAAAAGUGUUUCGAUUAAAAAUGAAUUUAAGUUUUUCUCCUCAUAAGAAUAUUCAAAAACAAGUUAAUGAAUUAAUCGAUUCAUUUCGAAGUUCAUUUUGGAUUGAAGAACAUCAAUGGUUUGUUCGAUGUGAUUGGAAUCCAUUUAAUAUUACUAAUCAUGCUAUUCUCUAUACUUUACCUUAUAGAUUUGAUAAAUGUUUUAAUUUUGAUUCAAUCUUUACUAAAUCGACUUCUCCAAACGAUAAACAUUAUUGGUCAUAUGAUCGUGUACAAACACUUUCUUAUGAGAAUUCCGAAAAUGAUUUAUCAAAAGAUUCGAUUUUGUUUUCUGCUCGUUUUCCAAAUCUACAUCAUCUUAAAAUGAGUUUUCCAUUUCAAUUAGAUUUUAAUUCAUGUAUUUCAUCAUUAAAUCGAUUAAUAUCUCUCAAUGUGACAUUACGACAUACUGAUUCGACAUUUAUUCAAUUACAAGAUUUAUUUUAUCGAUCAAUUCAUCUUUAUUCGUUUCGAUUAUCUUAUAUAAAACAUAUUCCAAUGGAAUUAUUUCGUAUGAAAAGUCGAUCGAUCCAUCGACUAGAUUUUUUAACAAAAUUCAAGUCAAAUAUUCGAUAUUU
Rotaria sordida is the source of this 1469-nucleotide messenger RNA. NCBI's taxonomy places the organism in Eukaryota, Metazoa, Rotifera, Eurotatoria, Philodinida, Philodinidae. The record is from the annotation of a GenBank genome assembly.